This is a messenger RNA of Triticum dicoccoides, 2004 nucleotides long. Its product is annotated as putative E3 ubiquitin-protein ligase RING1a. Bases 125 to 1621 code for a protein of 498 amino acids. The record is from RefSeq and is a predicted model, not a curated record. Lineage: Eukaryota; Viridiplantae; Streptophyta; Magnoliopsida; Poales; Poaceae. The transcript is spliced from 10 exons.
GCCGCUUCCACCCACCUCCUGCCUCCUCCCUCCCUCUCACUCCUCCGCCCGCCCGCGCCCGUCCGUCCUCUCCCCCGCGACGAGCGCCGCGCCGACGAGCGGGGAGGGCAGCCGGCCGGCCGGAAUGCCCGCGCAGAAGCGCCCGCACCCGUCGCCCGACGCGGACGACGGGCACGUCCGGGAGGAGGAGGCUGCCGCUGCCGCCGGGGCCGCCGGCUCCGACACGGAGGGCGGCGGCGGCGUCCAGAGGGCCGCCAACGGGGGCUCCGCGGAGCUGGCCAAGGACGGUGGCGGCGAUUCCGAUGCGGGGGAGGACGACGAGGAGGAGGAGGAGCAGCGGAAGCAGCAGCAGCAGCAGGACGAGCACGAGGAAGGCGGCGGCAGCGGCGGGGACGACGAGGACGGCGACGACAGCCCGUCGUCGGAGAGCGACGCCGCCGACGUGGACGAGUUUAUACUAGUGAAAUUGAUGGAUAUACGGAAGGAAGUGCAGUGCCCUAUAUGCUUAGGCAUUAUCCGGAAAACAAGAACGGUUAUGGAGUGUUUGCACCGGUUUUGUAGGGACUGCAUUGAUAAAUCCAUGCGGCUUGGAAAUAAUGAAUGCCCAGCAUGCCGCACUCACUGCAAGAGCAGACGUUCCUUGAGGGAUGAUCCUAAUUUUGACGCUUUAAUUCUAGCUUUGUAUCCAGACAUUGACAAGUACGAGGAAGAGGAACUUGCUUUUGGUGAAGAAGAGAAGACUCGCAACAAAAAGAUUCAAGAUUCCAUUGCUGAAACAUUUCGAAGACAAACAGAAGCACUUGUGAAGAAGCGCUCCAAUGCAAAAGCAAUAGCUUCUACAAGAAAGACCCGUGGGAGUAUGCGGACAAAGAAGAGAGGACGGACUAGUUCUCCUGAUAAUGCCCCAACUGACAUUGAUGAUGACGAGAGAGAAGAAAAUGGCAAUGAUGGCAGCAAAGAAUCGUCUUCUGUUGAUGAUCGCUCACCAGAUGUCAAGAUGAAAAGAGCUCGGAGGUGGCCUGUGCCACGAUCAUCCCCUGCUAAGACUAUUGGCAGUGUUGAUAGCAGCUACGAGGAGAAUGAUGAUUUGGGAGGUGCCAGAGAUAUCUUGGCCACUUCUCCACUGCGGGGAGAGAUGCUUGCCUGGGGCAAAAAUGGCACCCGCAGUCAGACUCGACAUGGCAGUGCCGGUGGCUCCAGUGGAAGGAUGGUCAAGGGCGGGCGUGUUGCCAAGUUGGUGGAUCAUCUCCGUAAUGCUGAUGAAUUUGAUACCAAGUUCAACUUGUACCUCGCUCUAACUCCGGUUGAUGGACAAAGCAUGCCUAAACUGGAAAAGUCCUAUCUCAGCUGCCAGCCAACAUUCUCUGUUAGCCACCUAUGCCAGUUUGUUGCUCUUCAGCUGUCACGGCAAGCCGCAGAGGUGGAGAUAUACUUCAGGAAGAACUCCAGAAACGGGUCCCUUAAAACCGAAGAAACCAGCGCAGACGACGGGGCGAAACCGGAGCGGCUCGACGGCCUGGAAAGGCUCAAGGAAGAGAAUUCGCUUUCAGAGCUGUACCCUAUGCUCGCCUCUGGUGUUGGAGACCUGGAGCUGCUGUACUCCGUGAAAGCGCAGGGCUAGCUAGGCGCAGUCCGUGGCACCAGCCAGCCAGCUAACUCUCCUGGCCGUCAAAUUGAUGGAUGGAUGGAUGGAUCGCCGCUAAUCCCAUGACCCGCAGGAAGGAUCUACUCGCCGUGAAAACCUGUACAUAUAUCAUCAUUCGAUAUAGAAAAAAAAAGGGGCGACAAAGCAGUAGAUUUAUCAUCCGUGUCUUAAUGUCUGUUUAAGUUUAUGUGUGUGUUAUCUUGUGGAGUGGUUCAUUGGUUGGUUAAAACGUAAAAUUGACUAGUGGUAGUCGGAUUGAGUAGCAGUGUGUAAAACAGGUCAGACAAAAUUACCUGGCUGGUUCAUUCCUUAUUCUAUAUAUACUGUAUAAUUAUAAUGGAGUGUUUGGUGGUGCUGCA